Molecule: messenger RNA, 840 nt
Organism: Dovyalis caffra
Lineage: Eukaryota; Viridiplantae; Streptophyta; Magnoliopsida; Malpighiales; Salicaceae
Source: the annotation of a GenBank genome assembly
AUGGGUUUGAUUUUGGCUUCUGUGAGGCUUUUCUUUCUUACGUCCCUUUUGGCCUUGGUGACUGCUGUUGGAGCUAAUAAUGGCUACAAGGCUUUCAAUGUGAAGAAAUAUGGUGCAAUCUCUGAUGGCAAGACAGAAAAUAGCAAGGCAUUCUUGAAAGCAUGGACGGAUGCAUGUCAAUGGCAUGGAAAGGCUAUGGUUUUGAUCCCACCAGGAGUUUACAUUUUGGACUCAGUGCUCUUUAGUGGCGAAUGCAAUGGUUACAUGGCAUUUUACUUGAAAGGGAUUUUAAAGCCAAAAGGCAAUCUGCAGACUUAUGAUCAAUGGAUUACUUUCCGAUAUGUUAAUGGGUUCUUUAUGGGAGGUGGUGGUUUCUUGGAUGGCGAAGGAUACAAGCUCUGGAACCGCAAUGAUUGUCAGAAAAACAAUAACUGUCAUCCUCUUGCCAUAUCAUUGAGACUCGAAUUUAUCGAAAAUGGGAAGAUCAGCCAUAUAAGAUCAAUCAACAGUCAGAAUGCCCAUAUCUCUCUCUUUGGGUGCAUCAACAUAAAUAUGUCUAAGCUUAGACUAUCUGCCCCUGAUUAUUGCCCUUAUCCUCCAUGUGACAUGGCGACUCCCUCGCGCAUUCAAAUUAAAGACAUUACAUUCAACAACAUUUGGGGCACUUCAGAAUCGAAGGUUGCAGUUACUUUAAAUUGCAGUCGAACCGUUCCAUGCAAGAAUAUACAGCUAAAGGAUAUCAAUUUGUUCCGUCGUCAUGGAGAUAAUUCUGUUUGGUCAUUGUGUUCUAAUGUCAGGGGUAUUUCUUAUGGCCAUCAAAGGCCACCCUCUUGCUUCUAG